CUCCUUAAUUCAACGCAUAAAAUUGAACCCAUAAAAAAUGAAGUGUACGGCAAAAGGAGCACACCACACGUAAUAUCUCAAAUUCCUACUAUGGUGGGAGAGUUUCAUCACAAAAUUAUAGAAAUGGAAGCACGCAAGCUUGGAAACAGGUCUAUUCCAGAUGCAAGAAUGCAGUUCGUUUCACUUGCUGUUGAGGUUUAUCUCAUCAGCGAUUACAGCCAUACACGGAGGCUUCGGAAGCUGGAUAUAAAAGCUUUAGAGUAUAUGAUGACGUACAUGUACAAGGUGAGCCUGUUGCUGCGGCAGUUGAAACCGCCUAUACGAGUAGUUCUAGUAGCAUACCAGGAAACAAACAAGAAAAAGGCUGACUAUAUAGGCUUCACAUCAUCUGGAGAUCUUGAUGCGGAUAAAACAGUCGCAAAGCUGAGGCAGUACGCGGGCGAAACCCCAUCUGUUCAGAAAUGUGACUUGGUUGUUUUAAUCACUACAUCUCGCUUGAUUGACGUCUCAGCGUACGUAGGUGCUCCUGAAAUGCUUGGGAUUGCUCCAUUGGAAGGCAUUUGCAGUCAAUACAGUGUAGCUGUUGUGAAAGACUUGGCUGGAAGGUACACUGGAAUACAUUCAACCGCCCAUGAAAUGGGGCAUUCGUUCGGCUCCUAUCACGACGGCGAAGGCACCUCAACAAAGUGUCCAGCUGCAGAUGGCUAUCUGAUGAGUCCAAGAUCUAACGGAAGGCACAUUGAGGAGUUUUCCAGCUGUAGUCUUGCUGUCAUCUCCAAAUAUAUAAGCUCAGAGGGUGGAACAUGCUUGAAGUACGCUGCGUCGGAGAAUGUUCUUGGUGUCUACCCUCGUUCUUUUCAACCUUCAUUACAUGGGAAUCUAUGAAUUACCAAAAUUGAGGAAUCAUUCUAGAAAAUUAUGGGUAGAACAAAGUGUAACGAAUGCAACGAAAUCGAUAUUGCUACUAUCAACAGGCUCGUCGGCCACUGCGUUCUGGAUAGUUCGCUCUUAAGGGUC
Rhipicephalus microplus (southern cattle tick) is the source of this 1017-nucleotide messenger RNA. RefSeq names its product venom metalloproteinase BumaMPs1. Gene Ontology annotation, biological process: membrane protein ectodomain proteolysis. Lineage: Eukaryota; Metazoa; Arthropoda; Arachnida; Ixodida; Ixodidae. Gene Ontology annotation, molecular function: metalloendopeptidase activity. The record is from RefSeq and is a predicted model, not a curated record.